CGGCCAGAAGAAGCAUCCGGGCCUUGUCGGAUAAUUCCCUAUUCCAGGAAUAGCAAGUUUACUGGCCGUAAAGAUCAUAUUGAGUCGAUAAAAAGUCUUUCCACGCGUAACGGCCACAACCGGAUCGCACUUCAUGGACUCGGCGGCUCUGGGUAUGUAUUCAUUAUUGCUACUAGUAUUUCGGGAGUUUGCUAAAAUUACUCAGAAAAACUCAGAUUGCCCUCGAAUACGUUUAUCAGCGCGCAAGCGAGAGCGAUUGUGAUAUUUUCUGGGUGCACGGGAGUGGGGUACAAAAAUUCAGUGAGGGUUUCAGAGCUAUUGCGCGGCAUGUUCGAAUCCCACUGGCCACCGUUGAUGCAGACCAAGAGGGAUUCCUAUUAAAUAUAAGGAGAUGGUUUGAAGGUCCAGACAGUGGCGAUUGGAUAUUGGUUAUUGACAACGCCGACAAUGAGGAGGACUUUAAGGGCAACAGCGGUCCAAUCUCCAAAUUUGUGCCACAAAGCCAAAGGGGCACCCUAAUAUUUACCACCAGAUCACUCCGGGUUGCAUCCUGGCAGGAUUGCGAAAGGAUCGAUGUCGGAAAAAUGGGCGAGGAGGAAGCCGAGGACUUGUUCUCGAGACGCCUUGGUAGAUUGAACAAUGUGAGAGAUGAAGAAAAAGAGGCGAUCGCAUUGAUCCUGGACUCUAUGCAGCACAUCCCGCUAGCUAUCGUGGGAGCGGCAGCAUUCAUAACAGAAACCCAGACACCACCAUCCACUUACUGGUCAAUUUUUCGGGGGAGCGACGAACAAGCCAGAAGACUACUUUCACAACCGUUUUACGAUAUCCAACGAGAGGCGGAUAUGACUGAAGGCAUCCUAGCUACGUACUUUGUCACCUUUGACCGAAUCACACAGCAAAUGCGCCUAGCCGCAGAACUUCUGCGUUUAAUUGCCUUCUUCGAUCGUCAGAACAUACCCGAGGAGCUAUUGAACCAAAGCGGUUUGGAAGGGGCGGAUGAUCCAAUCGAGUUUCGCCAGGCCAUUGGAAAACUAUUGGGAUUUUCGCUAGUCACGACUGUCAAAACUCAUAACAAGACGUUUUACGAGGUUCAUCGUUUGGUCCAACUGUCCUUGCACGUGUAUUUACCAACAGAGGAGUUGAAUCGAUGGAGGGCUACUGCGCUAGGAGUAGUUUCCAGCUUGUUCCCCCGGAAUUGGAGCACGUGGAGAUAUAUAGGUUCUGAAUACAUUCCACAUAUACUUGCAGUUACCGAAUAUUCUACGGAUCCUAUUGCCGAAGAGCUUU
Molecule: messenger RNA, 1287 nt
Organism: Tuber aestivum (summer truffle)
Lineage: Eukaryota; Fungi; Ascomycota; Pezizomycetes; Pezizales; Tuberaceae
Source: the annotation of a GenBank genome assembly